Molecule: messenger RNA, 3148 nt
Organism: Sitophilus oryzae (rice weevil)
Lineage: Eukaryota; Metazoa; Arthropoda; Insecta; Coleoptera; Curculionidae
Gene: KrT95D
Product: phosphofurin acidic cluster sorting protein 1
Exons: 14
Coding region: 209-2569 (786 amino acids)
Biological process (GO): protein localization to plasma membrane
Source: RefSeq, a predicted model, not a curated record
AGUGUCAUUUGUACUUGAUUAGAAGGUUGAUCGCGGUUCAUUGUCUUGUUUUAUGUUCGUUCACACUUAUCUUUUGUGUACAUACAACAAAUAAGCGUCUAAACGAUAUGAGAAUCCCCAUGACCGGCGGCUUCGAGUGCAUCUCGGUCACAGUGCGUUUCGCUUGCACGUCGUUUCAUUGACGAUAUUAGUCAGCGAUCGGUGAAAAAUGAGUGACAAACCCAACAAAACAAUAACAGGGGCGGGUUCUUCUGCACCGAACAAGAUGCGGCUUUACGCUACAUGGGUUGAUAGAACCCCAUCCAAUUGUAUCCCGAGAUUAUGCUCUUUAACCCUCACGCGUCUCCAAAUCCUCAAACAACUGGGUUCGGAUAUUUCCUCCAUUUCCAUAGCCGUGAAGAUGCAGUCGAGCAAAAGGACUCUGAGAUCAAACGAAUUGGUUCUGCCUCCGAACGGAAUGUUAGACACCAUGCUAGACGUUACUUUUUGUCUUCAAUAUCCCCAUUUCCUGAAAAGAGAGGGCAACAAGCUACACAUCCUGUUGCAAAGAAGGAAGAGAUACAAGAACCGAACAAUGCUAGGGUUCAAGACUUUGGCUGAGGGUGUUAUACGGAUGGAUCAGGUGCUGCAAAAACCUCUGGAUUUGGAACUGGAUUUGACAGCUGACAGCGGAGGGAAGGAUAAAAUCUCAGGUACAUGUGCCAGACUGUACAUUCUCCAAGUUAGUUCGACUCCAGUCGAUCAGCAAGAACCCAAGACCUACAGAGAAAAUUACUUUAGUGAUGAUGAUGACGAAAUAUCUUCUGGCGAAGAGGAAGCAGGCGACCUGUCUGACAGCGAACCAAUCAGAACGAAGCAUCCACAUACCAGGCACAACCUGAAGCAACGUUUCGUCUCUUUGCUGAAACGCUUCAGGGUUCCAGAUUCAGAAGGAGGCCGGGGUGCUGACUUGGACAACCCUAGCGAUAUCCAGGCUCUGUUCCACGAGCUAGGAUCGCUGAGCUGCGAGGAGGAUUCGGGAAACGAACAGGACACCAUGUCGAUAUCCAGCACUCCCAAGCCUAGUCUACGCCCUUUUUUCAGCAGCAGCAAGAGUCUGUUGGAUUCGAAUAAUCUACCGUAUAUCGAAGCUGACAGGGUGGGAGAGGAGAAAACAGCUUCAGGUAGUGACGGUAAUGCAGAUGUUUGUUUUACCGACCCGGAAGGGCAGAGCGACCCUCAGACAGGAUCACCUCCAAGAGAACAGUCAGCUGGGUCGAGAAAACAGACUGGCGAAAGUGAAUUUAGCAACAUUAUGCAGGAAAUCAGCGAGAAAAAAUCGAAGUUGUUUAGGACUUCGGCGUCUUCGGCUAAAAAGAAAAACUCGCUGAGCGUCAGUUCGGAUGUACCUGUUCCAGAAAUCACUGUAAGAAAAGGUUUCAUGGAACAAAUAUCCAGACUGCUGCCCGUCGAGGAGAACCUGCUUCCAGACUGCGUAGUAUUGAUAUCAGGACCCGAGGCGAUGGCCGCCACCAUUACCAAUAGGUUAAGCUCAUUCCAGACGUACAAAGUGUUCCAUCCAACGUCCUCUGUCGAGGUGAAAGCGGUAUUAACAGCUGUGUUUUCGAAAAUACAGAAAUACUGUAAUAGCUGCGCGAAACCCAGCACACCCCUCAAAAUCGUGCUAGUCGGUGGCGAUAUCCUAACCGGAUGGUUCGUACGCCCCUACGUCGAGAUGCUGAGCAGCAAACCAUCCGAUUGGCUGUCGUACACGCGGCUCUUUGUCGUUCCGCUCGGUAACAGCGGCGUGUCGCGCCAUUUGGCAACGCUGGACAGCGGCUAUAUGACUUUGUUCCCUGCGGAGAACGAUCCAAAAGGAGACGAUAUUGCUCAAAGAUUAGUUAGGUAUACUUCUGUCCCUAUCACUGCUCCUCUGGCUCAACUUCCUAUUGGCGAAGCUAUGUUGACAUGUUACGACGAAACUAGUCAGUUAUUCAUUCCAUUUAUUAACGAGGUAAGAGUUGGUCCCGCAGAUCACGUUCUCUCAGUAUCUGUGGAUAUGGACGACAUCUGUUCCAGUCCCCCCGCUCCCUCACUAACCCCGCCCUCCUCCCCAAACGUUCAAGUGAGGGAAUCUCCAUGGGAACCGUUAGAAUUACAGAUCGACUAUUGGCAGAUGCCCAAGUUCAAUGAAAACCUCAUAAAGACUGACAAAGACAAAACUAAGCAGGACGGUAAGACGUCACUGAAGGGAGUUUUCAGGGGCUUGCAAGCGUCGCCGAGCAGUAACGCUGGCCUGUGCGUCAAUAUGCACAUGGCCAGUAAAGAGAAGAAACAAAAAAUUAUGAGACUGGGCAAGAAGAAAGAGAAGGAAAAAGACUCUGAGCCUCGGAGUCAGAGUGUCGAGGGCGUGUCCAGGUUGAUAUGCUCUGCCAGGGCUUCGCAUACUGUCCCUAUGAGAGUUUAUAUCGACGGUGUGGAGUUUGCAGGCGUCAAAUUCUUCCAGCUCAGCUCGACCUGGCAGACGCACGUCAAAAACUUGACAGUCUCCCUGGUGGGCGUGCCCUUGGCCAGCACCGAAAUGAACUGAACCGGCGCCAUCUGUCCGCGGCUGUUGCGAAGUAAACUAAACGUAGGUUUGUUCCGCGCGUUGCCAUUUCGACAAACGCUUGCUUUUGCUAGCUAUACAGUUUUUUCCGUGUUUGUUGAUUAAUACUGCGCAGUCCUCAAGUUUUUUCUAUAAGCGAGAAAGGUCUAGGCGUUUUUUGUAAGAGUAGGAGCUUUAGCGGGUCUGUUUGGGCACCGUAUGAUUGUAAAACAAAUGUAGUUAAGUGGGUUGUAAUUUUUUUAAGUAAAUUAAAAUUAUUUUUAAAGUUUUUUAGUUGUGUGGAGUUAUAUACUUGUCCGUUUAUUAAAUUCUGUCCAAAAAGUCAGGGAAGAUUUGGAUCUUUGAAUCAAAAGAUUAAGGAACUUGACAGUUCAGUGUGACGAUUCAUUUGACACAUCUGAAUUUGAUUUGAAAUUUUGUGAAGUUUUUACUGAGCUUAUUUUAUGUUAUUUGUUAUUUAUUCUACUACUGAUAGUUGUUUAAAGGUAGUAAAUUUUGAAGGAACUUGUGGCAUAAGAAUUUAGAUACGUCAAUUUGACUUACGCUCUUCAGUAACGUAUC